This is a messenger RNA of Phyllostomus discolor (pale spear-nosed bat), 1237 nucleotides long. RefSeq lists its product as uncharacterized. Bases 707 to 988 code for a protein of 93 amino acids. Gene Ontology annotation, cellular component: nucleolus. Gene Ontology annotation, molecular function: RNA binding. Lineage: Eukaryota; Metazoa; Chordata; Mammalia; Chiroptera; Phyllostomidae. The record is from RefSeq and is a predicted model, not a curated record. Gene Ontology annotation, biological process: dendrite extension. The transcript has a single exon.
UCCCAAUAACUAAUUUUAACUUUUUCAUCUGGUUCCAAGAAUAAGCCAGUGCCCAGCAGAGAGCUGAUGUUGCUCUUGGAAGACUGCACUCUCCUAAAAGAGAAGUGCGGCACAAGUCUCCAAUUCAUCAGACCAAUGGGCUUCUCUGUGUACAGUUAAUAGGCCUAGAGAGAAGACAUGUGGUUUCUGGAAUCCCAAAGUUCUCAAUAAGAUUCUCAGUUCAGAGUUAUUCCUUUUGACCUCCUAUACUCCAUGGAGAUUAAAAUGUUGAAUUAUGUAACUCUUUUCCAAGUUUGUGUAUGGUCAGCAUAGUGCUAUCAAAUGAACCAUUCAGGUUGGACAUAUCAGUUGGUUAUUUCCAGCAAGGGAAGAGGUGAUUCAGUCCUACAAACAGUCAAGUCCAUUUUUCAAGUCAAUAUAAAAAAUUAAGUCAGUUUGGUCAAGGAAACAUUCUGCCUUUCAAUUCAAUCAAGCAAUUACUUCAAUUAAACAGAUAAUUCAGUCUAACAACAAGUUGGUCCUGCUUUACAACUGAUUAAUUCAGUAUAACCAUUUAUAAGUUCUGUCAAUUAGUCAAGUCAUUUGGCCUAUCAAAAAAAAAAACAGAUUUGAGGACUUAUGGUCACCAUGAGCAUGUGGACUGUGAGUGGUGAGUCUUUUCAGAUAAAAUAGGGCUAAAAGCUUAUGGAGUAACUGGAAAAGGAACAUGUAUUCUGAAAAGAAAGAAAAGAAUGCCCUAAAGGAGCUUAGCAGACUUAUAAGUAUUCUUAAAAUAGAUAACAAUGUAUUAAUGAAAGAUGUUCAAGAGAUAGCAACUAUGGUGGUCCCCAGACAUGAAGAGGAAACCCUGUAUUUGGUGAAAGAUGAAAGAGAUUAUAUGAAAAUGGAGACUAAUAUUAAGAGAAAGAAAACGAGUCUUCUACACCAGCAUGGACAGUACCCCAUAUGGAUGAACCCGAAGCAAGGAAAAAGGCUGAAGGCAAUGUGAGAGAAAGCAAAGGGGGAAAGCAAAGCAAAAGCAGUGAAGUCAGCUAAGUGUUUGGCCUAACAGAAUUUUAAAAACUUGAAAAAUGCCACAUAAGACAAAUCUCUGAUUAGAAUGUAUACAUUGAUUUCAGCUUCCACCAAAUGAAAAUUUCAUUUCCAUAUUUUAACUGGGCCUUUUUCUUCCAUUCAAACCCAACAUAACUGCUCAAAUUUGUUUUGGGAGCUUGAAUAAAAUAUUUUCUUUGACGAA